AUGCCUCGGGGUCAGAAGAGUAAGCUCCGUGCCCGUGAGAAACGCCGCCAGGCCCGUACUGAGACCCAGGGCCUAGAGGUUGCUAAGGCCUCUGGGGCAGCAGCAGCAGGAAAGCCCCCUUCUUCGGUUUUUGGGGACAGACCUGAGAAUCUGCCUGCUGCUGGGACACCCAGCACUCCUGAGGCACCUGAGGGAGCCACUGGUGCUACUGCAGCUAGUUCAGGCACCAACUCAGCUGAAAAUAUCAAUAGCCCAAGGGCGGAAAGCACAAGCUUCCCCAAGGGCGCUGAGAGCUCACUCAGUGAGAUUUUAAAUAAGAAAGUGGUUCUGUUGGUGCAGUUCCUGCUGCAGAAGUAUCAAAAGAAAGAGCCAAUUAGAAAGGCAGAGAUGAUGAAGUUUGUUAUCAAACAGUACAAGAGUCAUUACAAUGAGAUCCUCAAGAGAGCUUCUGAUCAUAUGGAGCUGGCUUUUGGUGUUGAUUUGAAGGAAGUGGAUCCUACCAGGCACUGCUACACCCUUGUCAACAAACUAGACCUCUCCUAUGAUUCAGCUCUGAAUGAAUAUGAGCACAUGCCAAAGACCGGCAUCCUGAUGAUUGUGCUUGGUGUGAUCUUCAUGAGAGGCAACUGCGCCCCUGAAGAGGCGAUCUGGGAAGUGCUGAAUAUGAUGGGUGUAUAUGCUGAAAGGAAGCACUUCAUUUAUGGGGAUCCCAAGAAGGUCCUCACAGAAGAUCUGGUGCAGCUCAAGUACCUGGAGUACCGCCAGGUGGCCAACAGUGAGCCUCCACGCUAUGAGUUCCUGUGGGGCCCAAGAGCCCAUGCUGAAACCAGCAAAAUGAAAGUCCUGGAGUUUUUAGCCAAGGUUCACGAUACCGUCCCCACUGCCUUCCCAUCCUGGUAUCAAGAGGCUUUGAGAGAUGAGGAAGAGAGAGCCCGAGCCAGAGCUGCAGCCAGGGCUCGUACUGCUGCCCUGGCCAGUGCCCGCUCUAGAGCCAGAGCCAGCACCUCCUCCCAGGCUAAGUGA
This is a messenger RNA of Capra hircus (goat), 1023 nucleotides long. RefSeq names its product melanoma-associated antigen B18-like. Gene Ontology annotation, cellular component: nucleus. Bases 1 to 1023 code for a protein of 340 amino acids. The record is from RefSeq and is a predicted model, not a curated record. Gene Ontology annotation, biological process: negative regulation of transcription by RNA polymerase II. The transcript has a single exon. Lineage: Eukaryota; Metazoa; Chordata; Mammalia; Artiodactyla; Bovidae.